GCAUAAUCCCAGAAUCUACAACGUCUCAAUCCGUAAUCGACUACACGUACAUGUACGUGUGCAGUCUGCCGAAGCGCGCCUAGCAGCCGGUAGCAUUCACACCGCCGCUUCCCCCCAUCCCACUCGCGCCUGCCGCCCACGUCAAGAAGUGCCCGCGCUGCUGAUCCUUUCUUCUGAAUGGGCACCGAUCCGGUCCUUGCAGCUGAAGGCCAUCGAGACUAAGCAACACCACAAACCUUAACAACGCACGCCCACCCGCAUGUCGCUCGAGUCCGUCUUGACAUCGUUAUCAUAAGUGUAUGCGCGCUCCGGCGCAAUGCCUCAACCGCCGAGGGACAACGCCCUCACCACCACGCAAGUUUUCGACGACGCCGCCUAUCUGCGCGAAGCACUUGGCCUGCCCGUCAACCAGAGUGAGGACGACGUCGAUGCGCAGCUCGCACUAUUGGCCCGCGAGUCUGGUAUCGAGGAUCCCUACCGGUUCCUGUGCCCGGUGCAAGAUAUCUCAAGAGCAGUGUCCACCACAACAGUAGGCAGCGCCCGCAGCAGCUCGCUCUCAAUCCACUCCCACCAGACGCAGUCCACUGGCUUGACGGACCCUUUCUGGACCUCGAGGGAUCAGCCUCCAGCGAAGCGCCUGCCCCCACCGCAAAUCACGCCAACGCUUGCCAGAGUCUCCAUUGCCGUCGACUCGCCCAUGGACUAUUUCCCGGCAGACUUCAAGCAGCGCCGCUCGACCACGUCGACCUUCUCAGCAGCGCACUCCAUGUCGUCAAGCGCCUCAUCGCUGCAGAAGACCAGCACACGCAGAAAACGUGCUUCAUUUCUCUCCAUGUUCAGGAGGAAUUCGAGCGCUUGCACUUCGCCCUCACACCACAAACACCACGGCAAACACCGAGGGCCGAAGCUCGAUUGCGGUCACUCCCUGUCCACCUCCGCCAUUCGCGCUCACAUCAAGGAGGCCUUGCUGGUCAAGGAAGGAGCCAUACCCAGCUGCUGCGGUAUCCCACUACCGCGAGCCACCCUCGACGCUGUCUUGACCAAAGUAGAGACGGACCGUGUUCUAGAAGGCGCCGUGCGAUCACCAGAAUUGAGUUCACUGCGGGAUUCUGGAUACAGCGAGAACGGCAUGUCGUCGAUUGAGUUGCCCCGGCCAGCCGAGAAGACGAGACUACUCGUAAUCUCCAAAUCAAUGCUAAAUACCCCACCUCGCCGAUGCUCCGUUCAGCUCCCGACCGGCAGCUCAUCUCUCGCAAACGAAGCCCUCAAAAGCCUCAAAGCCCAGCAGAAAGAGCAACUGGAAAAGGUAUCAGCCUUUGAAAGCAGACAGCGGAACGACCUCCACGCGCAACAGUGUUACUCCCUUGAACAGCUUGCAUCCCAACACGAAAACAACAAGGAUGCGCGGAAGGAGCAGCAUAUUCUCGAGCUCGAGGACCUCGAAGACGCACAGAUCACCGCAGAGGACACGAUGCGCAAAGCGCAACGUCUCGAGACACAGAAUGUGGCCACAGCACUGAAACACAUGGAGGCAUAUUGCCUCUCGUCCAAUCCGGAUCCAGACCUUGCGCACACGGUCACGCAGGACGACUUCAAGAAACUCGACCGUCAACGCCUGAUUCAGCAAGGUCUACCCCGAAAACAUGAGAGCGCAAUCAAUGUCCUGCGGUCGCGGCAAGAUCGCGCGAUGAAGCUGAAGAUGCAAAAGCAAGAGGCGGAACUAGAGGAGAUGGCCGCAGAGUGGGAGAAGGACAAGGCCGCGGAAGAAUGGCAGCACGCGCAGGAGUUGGAGCGCCUCAAUACGGUAAUAGAAGCGCGCCGGAAGAGGCUGCAACAAAGAUGGGAUCUCAAAUACGAAAUGUGGCGGAAAGACUGGGAAAGCCAACACAACGCCCAAUUCGACAACGCAGACUGGCUGCUGAACGCGCAAUCUGGAGGCCCAAUCUGCGGCAUUCCCGAAUCGAACGAGACGACAACGCCCAUCCACGCUGCGGCGUAGUCCGGACCGGUCCACGCAUCCUUCCGCGAAACCCCUCAAUUGCCGACUUGGAUACCGAUACCCUUGCCGACGAUCUCCAUCAUAGGCUUCGUAACCCCCGUCGACUUUGCGUAACGUUACGACUACUUUGUUACUCUUUCCUUCAAAUCACACCACUUUCUGGAGCGGCCUUUUACUCGUGCAUAGCGCGGCGCAAUACGCCAUUACUCAGCAUUCAUCUCGACGUCACUUUGGCAUUGCGCUCAACACUGCUUCUUAGAGCAUACCAUACAUUUUCCGACAAGGCUGCGUUGUUUCCUUCUUCAUAUCAUAUACCCUUGCGUUGUGGAACGCGUGUUCGAGUGCAUAUAGUGGUAGUAUGGGUGGCUAUCUGGGGUAGACGACCCGUGGCGUAAUGUUGGGUUGAUUUGGAACAUAGAUGAUGAGCAAUGAGCUGGUAACAUCUACCUUCAAUGAACGAGUUCAAAUAAGACUGCCUA
Molecule: messenger RNA, 2478 nt
Organism: Didymella exigua CBS 183.55
Lineage: Eukaryota; Fungi; Ascomycota; Dothideomycetes; Pleosporales; Didymellaceae
Exons: 3
Coding region: 317-1999 (560 amino acids)
Source: RefSeq, a predicted model, not a curated record